AUGACAGAAGAUUACCAGUACCAUGAGGCAGCACGCAGGCACAAAAUGGUAGAUCCGGGCAGGCAGAGAGUGAAUCUACAGUCUGAAGGUUGGGAAAAGGAACAGAAGCAGCAAAGUCUGCAGAGUGAGACUGUGUGGUGUGGUAACAGCUUCUGUUGGGAGAAACUACAGAUGACAACAAGUGAGAGGAGGAAAAUAAUUUGUUCAGUCACAUUCCACAUAAUUGCAAUUACCUGUGUUGUUUGGUCAUUGUAUGUUUUAAUUGAUAGAACCGCUGAGGAAAUCAAACAAGGCAAUGAUAACGGUGUCCUUGAAUGGCCAUUUUGGACAAAACUCAUUGUGGUGGCCAUUGGAUUCACGGGGGGCCUGGUCUUCAUGUAUGUGCAGUGUAAAGUUUAUGUUCAGCUGUGGCGGAGGUUGAAAGCCUACAACAGAGUGAUCUUUGUUCAGAACUGCCCAGACACUGCCAAAAAAAUGGAGGAGAAGAACUCUUCGUGCACUCAGACCCCGGAUGUCAAGGAUGCAGUGGUGGUGCCAGUAGCACAGACAGGUACAAACUCUCAGCCGGCAGCUGAAGAAAUGACACCUGAGGUCAUUCCAGUUUGA
Merops nubicus (carmine bee-eater) is the source of this 606-nucleotide messenger RNA. RefSeq names its product membrane-associated ring finger (C3HC4) 1, E3 ubiquitin protein ligase (gene MARCHF1). Gene Ontology annotation, molecular function: MHC protein binding; ubiquitin protein ligase activity. NCBI's taxonomy places the organism in Eukaryota, Metazoa, Chordata, Aves, Coraciiformes, Meropidae. Bases 1 to 606 code for a protein of 201 amino acids. The record is from RefSeq and is a predicted model, not a curated record. The transcript is spliced from 3 exons. Gene Ontology annotation, cellular component: cytoplasm; lysosome; early endosome membrane. Gene Ontology annotation, biological process: antigen processing and presentation of peptide antigen via MHC class II; protein polyubiquitination; immune response.